AUGCUUCAGUUUAACAAGGUCUUACCACGUUCUCUGGGUUGCGCAAGAAGAUGGGUCACCCGCAGAUUCAUGUCAACACUGAACACUCAGGAGGAGAGAAAGUACGAUUCGACAUGUAACGAUGUUGGCAGCGUCAAUGUUCCUAACCCAUAUAUUCCAAAUUUUGCAGGUCUGUGACUAAAUUCACAUUUAUAUACACAAGUAAUUAAGUGUACUUAAAAAUAUACGCCGUAGCACACCAACCUGUCUUUGUACUUUUCGUUACACGAGAAAUGUGAUUUUUUGAAACCAACUGACUGUGACCCCAACCGACUGCAUGAUCGAUCGACUUCUUGACAGAUAGACUUCGCGGAGUUUUUCUCUAAUGGCAUGCGAAAAGGAACGGUCGAUUUUCUUUGAUCAAACAAUUCUUGGUUUAAUUUCAAAACUCUUCACAAACAAUUAAGCAAUAUCAUCCUUACAGGUGAAUAUAUCAAACCGCUGCAAUGGAAAAUGUACACUAAAAGUCACAUUCCAGCCAUAUUGAACACAUACUGGCCUCGAGGGGCUCAGUCAGUGGACCCUCUGCCAUACCUAGCAGCGGCAUCCGUUCUGCCGAUGCGCACAAACAAUUACGUGGUUACUCAGCUGAUCGACUGGUCUGCUGUACCGGAUGAUCCUAUGUUUCAGCUCACCUUUCCACAACCAGGUAAGCUACGAGAAUCUAGUAUUAGGGAUUUUGUUAGCAAUAAAACGGUUUAGUUAAGCCAUAGCCGCGUCAAGAGGUGUCAAGCCACGUUAAUCGUGGCGAGUUUAACUUGUCCUUGAGCAAGACAUGCAAGUGUAUUUCAACGUAAAAAGGGUAAGUUUCUUUAGAGAUUAUGGUGUUUUGCAUCGGUGCAGGGAUAUUACGAGAUAAUUUGGUUUUACUGACAGCGUUGAUAGUGAAUUAGCCACCGUUAUACGAUUUUAAGGCGGGAUUCACUAUAACGAGGGGCCAACGCUCGAAACGUCAGCUUUAGAAUCUAUACGAUGCCUAAUUCACAUUAUUAACUCGGUUGAUAAAACGAAAUUAUCUUUUAUUUCAUCAUAGAUUGAUACAUGGACACUCGCUGAUAUUUUGUGCCCAUUAUGAAGGCUUGGCUACUAAUAUUUGUCCCUGGGCGCCCUUGAGGGCACUUAAUGAAAUAAAAGUCAAAUGAUAGAUUCAGCCAAACUGAUUGAUUGCUGUAAUGAUCAGCGGUAUUUUCUACAAUGUAGUAGACAUGCGUCUAGAGGACUGGUGGUGUGUAGAGUCGGCCAUGUUUUAAUAACCUUUGUGAUUUCGCUCAUUAAACUACGUUCAUCCAGCUCCAUCAUAGUCUCGAGUGAUGAUUAUUAUAAUUGCCUUUCCUGGCCAUCCUUAGCGAUGAGAAAAUUGUGUUACUCAGGGCACCUCAGGUGUGUUCCGGCAAAUUUAAGGGGCACUAACUUUCUAAACAAACUACGUAAAGGGUUUGAACUCUUCCUUUGACAUUUGACAGUUGAUAGCACUUUUCAUUUCUUAUCCUUUCGUGUUUUUUCUUUAUCAGGAAUGGUGUCACCUGACGACCUACACAACAUCCUGAAUGCCAUGCGUGAUAAUAAAAGUCGGGUUUCUCUUCGAAAAAAAGUGGAAAAAAUUCGAACAUCCAUGAAUCCGCAUCCAGCCAACCAGAAAACUAUGAAUGUGCCACGUGAGAAUGGCGAAGAGCUGCCUGGGAUGCAGCACAAAUAUCGAGAAACGGUUCUCUUCUUUCCUGCCGAAGGUAUAUCACUAACUUUUUAAUAUUAACUUGGUUGUUAACAUGCGUUCACACUUUCCAGCUAACAUCGCUGAGAAGUGCUCAACAGAGUUAAACCUCAAGAAAAGAAAUGAUGCUCACAGGUGGACUGCACUUUAAGCAAUUGCCUAGAAGAAGACGGUAAAAGAUUCAGGUUUCGACGGGAUUUACACCCGUGCCUUCCCGCUUCUACCAACUGAGCUUCAAAGCCACACGUAGGGAGCCAGGCAAAUCUUAGACGGUUUAUCCUUCCCGUUAAGGAAUCUUUUUAUGAAAUAAAUUUAUUUCAUUAAAAAAAAACUGUGAGAAAAAAAAAACAAAACAAAAAACUGUGAGAGUUAAAACCAAUUUUUUUGUUGUAAGGGAACUCCACUCACUUCCAUUCCGCUCUCUGUUCUGUUAGCUCGACUGACUCUUGCACUUUAAAAUUACAGACAAACUGAUUAUAUUCGUGUCGCCAGAAAACAUUGUGCCAUCAUUGAAACUACUUUCAGUUAGUUCGUAAUCGUCUCAAGGUAGCUUUUAUUAAGAAAUCCCUUGUGCAGUGACCAUGGUAACUCACAGGUCAAUGCUUUUGAUAGGUCAGUGGUGCCACACGUUCUGUACGUAUUGUUUCCGUUGGGCCCAGUUUACCGCGGUUGGAUCUCCGCAAGCCUUCCAGUCAUAUGAUUCUGAGAAACUGGCAAGUUAUAUUCGAAAACACAAAGGUACACUUUUGAAAAAUCGCUUCAAUAUCUGAACACUGGCAUUGUAGUUAUGCAAUCAAUCAUCCAAUCGUGUGUUAUCCACUUACAGUUGGCUGAUCGAGCCUCCACGGCGGGGAUAUCCGGGUACAAUAAUGAUAGUGAUCAUAUGUAGUAUGUGACAUUCGGGAAUACUUGCAUGUUUUUCAAUAAAAGCACACGCGUAGGGCCUGACGGGUCAUAUGAUAUUUAGGUAACAAAGCUACUAAAUUUAGUUGCGUAAGAGUGCUUUACGUUUCCAAUUUUUGCAAGGUGUCAGAAGGGUGUGACAUAUUGCCAGGACUGAAAGAAAAGAACAUUUAGCUUAGUUUUUCUCAACAAUAUGGCCGAGAUUGUAGAGUUGCAGGCUUAGUGGUGCCUUGAGAAAUCUUUACGCAUCAUUCUAAUGAAUGUACGCAGACGUAUGGCCAAAUUGGCUCGUAACGACUUUGCAUAAAUUGUGAUUUGGUCCUUUUUAAAGCAAGAUUGAGAGAAUUUUGGAAAUAUUUCAGUUACCAUCGUACAUGUUUUAAAUAAAGAUAAAAAUUAUGACACGACCGUGAGCGAUGACCAGCUGGGAUCGGGAAUUUCUUUUUGAUAUCACUGUAUUACAAGCAACGGAUCGGUUGUUUUUCGAUUGACUGGUAAGUCAUAAAAGCCAAUCUUUGUUCACGUUAAUAUCGUGGGAAACCAAUGAGAACAUGUAAAAGUUCCAAGCGCGGGAAAAACGCGAGUGACCGAGACAUGAUAUAUUUUGGUUCAAAAUCGGAUUGGUUGAGGGCGUGGUAUGAGAUCUCAGCGAUUGUAGCAAGGUGAUACCAAAGUAAUUUCGGGUUAUUCUCAACAGCAGAUUGAAUAUUUAGAUAGAUGAUCGCAAAGUAAUGUAAACCGUUACUAGUCACUUGAAUCCUCCUUUUCCAGCUAGUGAGAUGGCGUUAAAUAUCAGUUUUCCUUCAAUUUCUCAUGUAGGAAUAAGAGAUGUUUUAUUUACCGGUGGUGACCCUAUGGUGAUGACAACAAAACAGCUUGAAAGAUACAUCCACCCACUCCUCCAGGAUCCAACACUCGACCACUUAAGGACUAUCAGGAUUGGUACCAAGUCUCUUGCUUAUUGGCCUUACCGUUAUGUCACAAAUGAUGACGCUGACGAUUUACUACGGUAAAUUAAAUGCUUUUCAGUUUGGGUUUUGAUGAUGAUCACUUACAUGGCGGCGUUUGGUUCUUAGAGCUUCUCGCAGGCCCUAAAGUCAGUAGGAUUAAUGACUGGUUAUGAGAGCUUGCAAAAAUAAAAGAAUCAAAACAACGGUUCUGAAAUUAAUGUCGGUAGCUCCCAGACCGUGCACAAUCUUUAGUUCUUAAGCUCACACUCUGUGACUGAGUAAAUUAAUGGGAUGCCUCUUUUUCUAAGCUAGUUCAGUGCGAUUUUCUUGGAAUGCUAUUGUGUCCGGUCAUGUCCAAAACAGGCAAUCAAAACUGAGAAGAUAUAUAUAUACUAGGGAAAUCUGAGUUUAUUUACCAUAUCUUUCAAUUAAGUAACUGUGGCUAGCACUGAGUACCAGCGGUAAAGGCAUUUGCUCCUCUUCCCUAUCUCGCACAUCAAUCGCCUUUCUCUCAUGACUUAUUUUUAAUAACUCUCUUCACUUUUCAGGCUGUUUGAAACAGUCACUAUGUCCGGUCGACAUCUUGCCAUCAUGGCUCAUGUGUCCCACCCCCGUGAACUCCAAUCACCUGUCGUCAGGGAAGCCAUCCGACGGAUACGCAUGACCGGAGCAGUCAUUCGCUCUCAGGCUCCAUUGAUCCAUCAUGUCAAUGCAGACCCGUGGGUCUGGGUUGAAAUGUGGCAGACCCAGCUCUCUCUCGGCAUGAUUCCUUAUUACAUGUUCGUGGAGCGGGACACUGGCGCUAAACAUUAUUUUGAAGUUCCACUGGUCGAGGCCUCACGAAUCUAUCACGAAGCUAUUCGGCGAGUUUCCGGAGUUGCGAGAACGGUGCGCGGUCCGUCCAUGUCCGCUGCUCCAGGAAAAGUACAUUUGUUAGGAACUGCAGAAGUUGCCAAUGAAAAGGUAUUCGUCUUGCAAUUCCUUCAGGCACGAAAUCCUCAAUGGACUGGACGACCGUUUUUUGCAAAAUACGACAAGAGAGCAGCAUGGUUGGACCAGUUAAAACCGGCGUUUGGAGAAGAGCAGUUUUUUUACGAGAAUGAGCUCAAAGGGUUAGAGGACGCUGAAAAUUCCUCAGGAGUUCUCUUUCAGUAUCAAUAA
This is a messenger RNA of Pocillopora meandrina, 4764 nucleotides long. The record is from the annotation of a GenBank genome assembly. NCBI's taxonomy places the organism in Eukaryota, Metazoa, Cnidaria, Anthozoa, Scleractinia, Pocilloporidae.